Anopheles arabiensis is the source of this 1365-nucleotide messenger RNA. It is a transcript of the gene Or83a, whose product is annotated as odorant receptor 83a. NCBI's taxonomy places the organism in Eukaryota, Metazoa, Arthropoda, Insecta, Diptera, Culicidae. Gene Ontology annotation, molecular function: odorant binding; olfactory receptor activity. Gene Ontology annotation, cellular component: plasma membrane. The coding region runs from base 1 to 1365 and encodes 454 amino acids. Gene Ontology annotation, biological process: sensory perception of smell; detection of chemical stimulus involved in sensory perception of smell. The record is from RefSeq and is a predicted model, not a curated record. The transcript is spliced from 4 exons.
AUGUUGCGACCGACCAGCGAGGACGACCAGACGCUGCUGAUAAACUUCCGCCUGCUCGAGCGCGUGCUGCGGCUCAUGGCGGUGUGGCCGAUGGAUUUCAAUCCCUACCUGCCGCAGUACCUGCGCGGUCGGUUCUUCCUUUCCGAGCUGUUCGAUUUCGGCUACCAGCUGUUCUGGUACUUUAUCUGCGUGCACAUCGCGGCCUUUCACAUCAUGUCGGUGCUGACGGUCGACCUUAGCUACGACGAGCUGUUCCUCACGCUGAUCACUACCAGCAUCUACUCGAUCCUGGUGCCGCUGAGUCUGUAUCUGCGCCUGUACGAAAGCAACAUCCGGCAGCUGUACGAGUUUAGCCAGCGCCAUUUCCGUAAACGUUCGGCCGCCGGUGUGCACUACAUAUCGAUCAGCUCCAGCUACCGGUUCACCAACAAGUACCAGUUCUGGUGGAUCGCCUCCUGCCUGCUCGGCACGAUGCACUGGGCGGUCUAUCCGAUACUGUCGCAGGAGCGUACGCUACCGUUUCCCUGCUGGUACCCGGUGGACGUGCAUCAGUCACCGAUGUACGAGCUGGCGUACAUCUUCCAGGUGCUGGGGCAACUGCAGGUCAGUCUGGUGUUUGGGUUGGCCAGUGCCCUGUUUAUGGUGUUUGUGUUUGUGGUGUGCACGCAGUUCGAUAUGCUGUGUUGCAGCCUCGCGAAUGUGCGCCAGUCGGCCAUGAUACUGAACGGUGGAUAUGGGCCGGAGCUGCGCGAGUAUCAAGACAACUACGAGCUCGAUACGCGCGACUACGUCCUGCAGGAAGUGUUCCGCGAAGAUCUGGACACGGUGCAAGGCACCAAAACGGCAUCCAGGCUCGAUCAGCUGAGUCCCGCUCAAAGUUAUCUGAUGGAACUUGCCCCUGAACUGACCUGCGUGAUGGAGGACUGCAUUCAGCAUCAUCUGAUAUUGCUGCGCUUCUGUCAGCUGCUCGAAAACUGCUACCAUCCCUACGUCCUGCUGAAGCUGCUUCAAAUUCUACUGCUUCUUUGCUUUCUCUCCUUCAUGGCAACGGUGGAAAGUUUGUCGACGAUGAAGUUAAUUAACGUGCUCGAGUACUUCAUGCUCUCGAUAACGGAACUGUAUCUGUACUGCUUUCUUGGCCAGACCCUCAAGAACCAGGGCUUGAAGGUGGGUGACGCACUGUGGAAGUCUCCGUGGCAUCUGUGCGGAGCUUCCUACCGACGCCGGCUGUUGAUAAUCCUGAUGAAUGCUCAACGACCGGUACGGUUGACUGGUUUGAAGCUGUACGAGCUGAACCUGGAAACGUAUUACACGGUUCUGAAGGCUGCCUUCUCGUACUACACCAUCAUUAAAAAGUUUCGCUAA